GCCCCCGGAGGCGCCCCGCCCCUCUCGCGCCUGCGCGGUGAGUGUCGACGGCCUCGAGCGCCUAGGCGGGAGGUGUUUCUGCAGGAGAGAAGAGAGCCGCUACAAGUGGACGUGGCUCAACAGGCUUUAGGAUGUCCGAAGAUGAAGAAAAGGUGAAGUUACGCCGACUUGAGCCAGCUAUCCAGAAAUUCACUAAGAUAGUGAUCCCAACAGAUCUGGAGAGGUUAAGAAAACACCAGAUAAACAUCGAGAAGUAUCAGCGGUGCAGAAUUUGGGACAAAUUGCAUGAAGAACACAUCAAUGCAGGGCGCACUGUUCAGCAACUCCGCUCUAAUAUCCGAGAAAUGGAAAAGCUUUGUUUGAAAGUCCACAAGGAUGACCUGGUUCUUCUGAAGAGGAUGAUCGAUCCUGUUAAGGAAGCAGCAGCAGCAGCCACAGCAGAGUUUCUCCAGCUCCACCUGGAGUCUGUUGAAGAACUCAAGAAACAAUUUAAUGAGGAAGAAGCUUUAUUACAGCCUUCUCUGACCAGAUCCACGACUGUUGGUGGAGCACUCCACACUGCGGAGGCCGAAGCUGCUUCUCAGAGUCUGACUCAGAUAUAUGCCUUGCCUGAAAUUCCUCGAGACCAAAAUGCUGCUGAAUCCUGGGAUAACUUAGAAGCGGACUUAAUCGAACUUAGCCACCUGGUCACUGAUUUCUCCCUCCUAGUAAAUUCUCAGCAGGAGAAGAUUGACAGCAUUGCAGACCAUGUCAACAGUGCUGCUGUGAAUGUUGAAGAGGGAACCAGAAACUUGGGGAAGGCUGCAAAAUACAAGCUGGCAGCUCUGCCUGUGGCAGGUGCACUCAUCGGAGGAGUGGUGGGGGGUCCCAUCGGCCUCCUCGCAGGCUUCAAAGUGGCAGGAAUUGCAGCUGCACUUGGUGGUGGUGUGUUGGGCUUCACAGGUGGAAAAUUGAUACAAAGAAGGAAACAGAAAAUGAUGGAGAAGCUCACUUCCAGCUGUCCAGACCUCCCUAGCCAAAGCGACAAAAAAUGCAGCUAAAGCUCAGGCUUCCACCUGGGCCACGCGUCCACCCUAAGGAGCACCUCGCUGCUGCGGAGUGCUCAGCUGCUGGACAGUGUCAGCCAGCCGUUCUCCAUGGCCAUGUGCUGUUGAGCCUCCGUCACUGGAUGCAUUUGUUUGCUGGCUGUUAAUGGAGAUGUUAGGAGUGGAGGAGCCUGGGCCGAGGGGUGUGGUGUCUGUCAGGUCCAGUUUAAAGACUGCCAAAGAGCAAAUGUUCUGCCUGGAAAUGUGAAGAUUGAACCUAUAACUCUAAGGAUCUAAGAUGUGUACAAAUGUAUCAGGCACAGGAGGGUCAAUGUGUUUGUAGAUUAUUUCCUCCUGUAGGGAGAAACAGAAUGUCAGUUCGGGAGUCUUUCUGUCAGGUAGGGAUGUUGCUGCCUAACAAGGGGUGCAGGUGAACUAUUUCUGUACUUGGGGACUGAUUGUACUUGGAUCCAUCUAUAUUUUCUGGUGAAGGAAAUUAAUACUAUAAAAUGGAAAGAGAAGCCCA
Alexandromys fortis (reed vole) is the source of this 1551-nucleotide messenger RNA. RefSeq names its product syntaxin 17 (gene Stx17). The transcript has 8 exons. The record is from RefSeq and is a predicted model, not a curated record. The coding region runs from base 132 to 1040 and encodes 302 amino acids. Gene Ontology annotation, biological process: intracellular protein transport; vesicle-mediated transport; vesicle fusion. Gene Ontology annotation, cellular component: autophagosome membrane; endomembrane system; SNARE complex. NCBI's taxonomy places the organism in Eukaryota, Metazoa, Chordata, Mammalia, Rodentia, Cricetidae. Gene Ontology annotation, molecular function: SNAP receptor activity; SNARE binding.